AUGUGGCAAGCAACAGCCGAGCCAGGUGUGGCAAGCACCAGCCGAGUCAGGUGUGUUCAGGCAAGCAACAGCCAAGCCAGGUCAGGCAAGCAACAGCCGAGUCAGGUGUGGCAAGCAACAGCCGAGCCAGGUCAGGCAAGCAACAGCCGAGCGCAGGUCAGGCAAGCAACAGCCGAGUCAGGUGUGGCAAGCAACAGCCGAGUCAGGUCAGGCAAGCAACAGCCGAGCCAGGUGUGGCAAGCAACAGCCGAGUCAGGUGUGGCAGCAACAGCAGUCAGGUGUCAAGCAACAGCCGAGUCAGGUGUGGCAAGCAACAGCCGAGCCAUCAGGCAAGCAAGCCGAGCCAGGUCAGGCAAGCAACAGCCGAGUCAGGCAAGCAACAGCCGAGCCAGGAGCCAGGUCAGGCAAGCAACAGCCGAGUCAGGCAAGCAACAGCCCGAGGCCAGGUCAGGCAAGCAACAGCCGAGCCAGGUCAGGCAAGCAACAGCCGAGUCAGGUGUGGCAAGCAACAGCCGAGCCAGGUGUGGCAAGCAACAGCCGAGUCAGGUGUGGCAAGCAACAGCCGAGCCAGGUCAGGCAACCAACAGACGAGCCAGGUCAGGCAAGCAACAGCCGAGUCAGGUGUGGCAAGCAACAGCCGAGUCAGCAAGCAACAGCCGCCAGGUGUGGCAAGCAACAGCCGAGCCAGGUGUAAACAACAGCCGAGCAGGUCAAAGCAACAGCCGAGCCAGGUGUGGCAAGCAACAGCCGAAUCAAAGCAACAGCCGAGCCAGGUGUGGCAUUCAGUCAGGCAAGGCAACAGCCGAGGUUCAGGCCAACAGCCGAGUCAGGUGUGGCAAGCAACAGCCGAGCCAGGUCAGGCAAGCAACAGAGUCAGGUUCAGAGGCAAGCAACAGCCAGGUCAGGCAAGCACAGCCGAGUCAGGUGUGGCAAGCAACAGCCGAGUCAGGCAACAACAGCCAGUCAGGCAAGCACAGCCAGCCAGUCAGGCAAGCAACAGCCGAGCAGCAAGCAACAGCCGAGUCAGGCAAGCAAAAGCCAGAGCCAGAGGCAAACAACAGCCGAGCCAGGUGUGGCAAGCAACAGCCGAGCCAGCUGCAAGCAGCCGAGCCAGGUCAGGCAAAACAACAGCCGAGUAACCGCCACCAGCGAGCUAAAGCCAGCCCGCAGCAGUCCCAGCAGCAUCGCCUCGAUCCGGCGCUUCAGCAUCAACCAGGAAGCGCGUCUUACGACCGCUGUCUCUCCUGCUUUGGGAGCACUGGCCCUCAGACCGGCGGGCCAUUCCGCGCCGCAAUCCCUUUAACGCGACUGCAGCGCCCCGAGAGGCUUAUGCAUAUGUAUCACGAUGGUCUACUGCAUGACCUGCCGUUGCAUGGCCCGGCGAGAGGACCGCUGGUGCAAUAUGCUACGCGGGAAGUGCCACAGCAUAUAGACUGUAGCAUAUAG
Messenger RNA from Penaeus vannamei (Pacific white shrimp), 1446 nucleotides. Lineage: Eukaryota; Metazoa; Arthropoda; Malacostraca; Decapoda; Penaeidae. The record is from RefSeq and is a predicted model, not a curated record.